This is a messenger RNA of Paramecium tetraurelia, 1221 nucleotides long. RefSeq lists its product as uncharacterized. The record is from RefSeq and is a predicted model, not a curated record. Gene Ontology annotation, cellular component: proteasome regulatory particle, base subcomplex. Lineage: Eukaryota; Ciliophora; Oligohymenophorea; Peniculida; Parameciidae. The transcript is spliced from 5 exons. Gene Ontology annotation, molecular function: ATP binding; proteasome-activating activity; ATP hydrolysis activity. Gene Ontology annotation, biological process: proteasome-mediated ubiquitin-dependent protein catabolic process.
AUGGAAGUGGAAACUCAGAAUUUAACCUAGGAGGAACUUGAACUCUUCAAACAGCUCAAAUUGAAAGAACAAGAAUUGGAGUAUUUAGACAUAUAAGAAUAAUAUUUGAAAGAUGAUCAAAAAAGAUUGAAAAGAGAAUUAGUGAGAAGCAGAGAAGAAUUAAAAAGAAUCUAGGCAGUCCCCUUAACAGUUGGUCAUUUUAAUGAAAUGAUGAAUGAGAAUUAUGCUUUGAUAAAUUCAAAUGGUGGAGCUACUCUCUAUGUCAGAGUGCUCAGCACCUUGGACAGAGAAAAAUUGAAACCCAAUACCUCAAUUGCUUUACAUAGACAUUCACAUAGUGUUGUUGAUAUUUUGCCGACAGAAACAGAUUCUUCAAUUCAAAUGAUGCAUGUAACAGAAAAACCUGAUGUAAGCUAUUAAGACAUUGGUGGUUUGGAUUAAUAGAAGUAAGAAAUCAAAGAAGCUAUUGAAUUGCCUCUGUCUUGUCCUGAAUUAUAUAGACAAAUUGGUAUUGAUCCACCAAGAGGUGUCUUACUGUAUGGCCCUCCUGGUACUGGAAAGACAAUGAUAGCCAAAGCUGUUGCUCAUCAUACCACUGCAUCCUUUAUUAGAGUUGUCGGAUCAGAAUUCGUAUAGAAAUAUUUGGGAGAAGGACCUAGAAUGGUUAGAGAUGUUUUCAGAUUGGCAAGAGAGAAUGCCCCAAGCAUCAUAUUCAUUGAUGAAGUCGAUUCUAUUGCAACAAAACGUUUUGAUGCACAAACAGGAGCUGAUAGAGAAGUCUAAAGAAUUCUUAUUGAAUUACUCAAUCAAAUGGACGGUUUCGAUUAAAGUACUAAUGUUAAAGUGAUCAUGGCUACCAAUAGGCCUGAUACUCUUGAUCCAGCACUUCUCAGACCUGGACGUCUUGAUAGGAAGAUUGAAUUCCCUCUCCCUGACAGAAGAUAAAAGCGAUUGAUAUUCUAAACCGUUACAUCAAAAAUGAAUUUAUCAGAGGAAGUUGAUUUGGAGGCUUUCAUCAACAGACCUGAUAAGAUUAGUAAUGCUGACAUUGCUGCCAUCUGUUAAGAAGCUGGAAUGCAGGCUGUAAGGAAGAACAGGUAUGUUGUCAUACAGAAGGACUUCGAUAAAGCCUACAAAAUUGUAGUUAGGAAAACUGAGAAAGAGUUUAAUUUUUACAAAUGAAUUAUAUAAUAUAGAUAUAUGUAUACAAUUUAUCUAAUC